Tarenaya hassleriana is the source of this 1829-nucleotide messenger RNA. Its product is annotated as probably inactive leucine-rich repeat receptor-like protein kinase IMK2. Bases 455 to 1663 code for a protein of 402 amino acids. Gene Ontology annotation, molecular function: protein binding. The record is from RefSeq and is a predicted model, not a curated record. The transcript has a single exon. NCBI's taxonomy places the organism in Eukaryota, Viridiplantae, Streptophyta, Magnoliopsida, Brassicales, Cleomaceae.
CAGUAGUUAUUACACCCAAAUGUGAGACCUUUCCUUUUUUACUCCAGAAGCCAACACAGAAGACGAAGACGAGGAGGAAGAGGAAGAAGAAGAAGAAAGAAGAAGGAAGAAUAUUCAUUCAGCUCUUGCUUUGCUUCCUGCUCAAGCCAUUUUGAUCACUUUUGUCCUUCCCUCUUUUCUGACAAUCUUUUAUUUUUAAUUUCUCCUUUUUUUUUCUAAUCGUUUUCUGCUGGUAUUAAGGUCCGCCAUUAAAGCUCUCACGGAAGCUCCCACGAGAAACCUCCAUCUCUGCACCUCUUUCUGACUUUCUCUCACGAGAAAGCUUAGACUCGCUCGUUUUCUCCACCCACCCAUUUUCCCAACUUUACAGCUUUCUCUGUUUUGUCUUUGAUCCCCCCCCCCCUUCUCUGUGUGUGUAUAUAUAUAGUCUCUUGUUUAUACACCUGAAGCUGUAAUGGCGGAGUUAAAGAACAGGAAGAUGAAGUUUACGGGUAUUUGGCUGUUGCCGAUUCUGAUCCGAGUCGGGUGUUUGGUGGAAGCGAUUCUCGACCCAGUUGAUUUCUUGGCUCUGCAAGCGAUUCGCAAGUCGCUUGUUGAUUUGCCGGGAUCCAAUUUCUUCCAGUCGUGGGAUUUCACGUCCGACCCUUGCACUUUCGCCGGAGUUUACUGCGACGGUGACAAGGUGGUGGCUCUCAACCUCGGAGAUCCCAGAGCCGGCUCACCCGGUUUGUCGGGUCGAAUCGAUCCGGCGAUCGGAAAACUCUCCGCCCUGGCCGAACUCUCCAUUGUUCCAGGUCGCAUCAUCGGACCGUUACCGGACACCGUUUCUCAGUCGAAGGACCUCCGAUUUCUCGCGAUCAGCCGGAAUUUCCUCUCCGGCGAGAUUCCGGCGAGUCUCGGCGAGCUUCGCGGCCUCAGAACUCUCGACCUGAGCUACAACCAGCUAACGGGGACGAUCCCUCCGUCAAUCGGAUCCUUGUCGGAGCUCUCAAACCUGAUCCUCUGCCACAAUCACUUGUCCGGAUCAAUUCCUCCAUUCAUUUCCCAAACCCUAACCCGUGUCGACCUCAAACGCAACAACCUCACCGGCACUCUUUUACCGGCGACUCUCCCGCCAUCGUUACAGUACCUCUCCCUCGCCUGGAACCAGAUCACCGGACCCGUCGACCGGGUCUUGCUCAAUCUUGACCAGCUCAACUACCUCGAUCUCAGCCUGAAUCGCUUCACCGGCACAAUUCCAGGUCGGAUCUUCACCUUCCCGAUGACGAACCUCCAAUUACAGCGCAAUUACUUCUACGGCGUGGUUCAACCGGCGAACCAGGUGACGAUCGCGACCGUCGAUCUCAGCUACAACAGGUUCUCCGGAGAAAUCUCGCCGCUUCUGUCGACCGUACAGAAUCUCUACCUGAACAACAACCGGUUCUCCGGCGAGGUCCCGGCGAGCUUCGUAGAGCGGUUACUAGCAGCGAGUAUACAGACACUGUAUCUGCAGCACAAUUACUUGACCGGCAUCGAGAUAAGCCCGGCGGCGGAGAUCCCGGUGAGCAGCUCGCUGUGUCUGCAAUACAACUGCAUGGUGCCGCCAUUGCAGACGCCGUGUCCGUUGAAAGCCGGGCCGCAGAAGACGAGGCCCACCACUCAGUGCAACGAGUGGCGAGGGUAGUUCUGGAAUUUUGCCAAAUUAUAUUUUACAUAUUUAAAUAUAUUCCCUUGUUAAUUUUUUUUUGUCAUGGUUUUUUAUGGGAAAAAAAAAUAUGAUUCGUUUAUUCGUUGGGUUGUAGCGUCUUCGGACAGAUUCUGAAUUAAUAAAACAAAUCAUUGUGAAAUUA